UCGGAUCCUCUCUUAUUGCCACUGAUUUGGGCUUCUUCUCCUUAGGCUGGAGGAAGGAGCUGCUUGGCACUUCUGCCAGCGUUCCCACCGCCGCUGCCAGCCGCUUGGAUCAGCGCAGGCAGAGGCGGCGUCCCAUAGCCGAGGGGCUUUAGGACUGCAAGCCCCCGCCGCGUUUGCAGGGCGCACGAGGCGUCAGUGCUAUAGACAGGCGCCCUGCUGAGCUUUUCCCUAGGAGAGUUGAGAACCGGCUUAGGAGAAGAAAGCGGCGAGGAUUUCCGCGCGCUUCGUCCAUCUGUUCCGCGGGAGGAUUUAAGAUCUGAGAGGAAUUGCGUGGAGAGAUUGGAUAAUCUUGUUCCCUUUCUUCAGACCUCCUGUAUCCGAAGAUGGCCUGGGGUCUACUUUUGCACUGUGCAGCCCUCACAGUCGCCCUUGGCAGGGCUUUGAAGAGUGAUCGAUGUGGUGAAAACAUAAAAAUUUUAGAGCCUGGAUAUCUCACCUCUCCUGGCUACCCUAAUAGUUACCAUCCAAGUCAAAAAUGUGAAUGGUUGAUUCAAGCUGCUCAGCCUCACCAGAGGAUUAUGAUCAAUUUCAACCCACACUUUGAUUUAGAGGACAGAGAAUGCAAGUACGAUUAUGUUGAAGUGAUUGAUGGAGACAAUGCAAAUGGGCGAGUGUGGGGAAAGUUUUGUGGCAAAAUUGCUCCCCCACCUGUGAUAUCUACAGGACCAUACCUCUUAAUCAAGUUUGUCUCUGAUUAUGAAACUCAUGGAGCAGGCUUCUCCAUUCGCUAUGAAAUUUUUAAAAGAGGACCAGAAUGCUCCAGAAACUUCACAUCUAUGUCUGGUAUGAUCAAAUCACCUGGAUUCCCUGAAAAAUAUCCCAACAGCCUUGAAUGUACUUACAUUAUCUUUGCACCAAAGAUGUCAGAGAUUAUCCUGGAAUUUGAAAGCUUUGAACUGGAACCAGAUACAAAUCCUCCAGGAGGCGCAUUCUGCCGUUAUGAUCGUUUGGAAGUCUGGGAGGGUUUCCCAGAAGUUGGUCCUCACAUUGGGCGAUACUGUGGACAAAACACACCUGGUCGUGUCCUCUCAUCAACUGGCAUUCUUUCCAUGGUUUUCUAUACCGACAGUGCAAUAGCAAAAGAAGGUUUCUCUGCAAACUACACUGUGGUCCACAACAAUGUUCCAGAAGACUUCCAGUGCAUGGAACCACUUGGAAUGGAAUCUGGUGAAAUUCAUUCUGACCAGAUUACUGCCUCUUCCCAAUAUAACCCCCAGUGGUCAUCUGAAAGGUCCCGUUUAAAUUAUCCUGAAAAUGGAUGGACGCCUGAAAUUGAUUCUACUAGAGAAUGGAUACAGGUAGACAUAGGCGUUCUCCGCUUUGUAUCUGCCAUUGGGACUCAAGGCGCCAUCUCCAAAGAAACUAAAAAAAUGUAUUUUCUGAAAACAUACCGAGUGGAUAUCAGUUCCAAUGGAGAAGAUUGGAUAUCUAUUAAAGAUGGAAACAAUAAACCUUUGUUAUUUAUGGGGAACACCAACCCAACCGAGGUUGCUUAUAGAUCUUUUCCCAAGCCAGUUCUGACACGUUUUAUUCGAAUCAAGCCUGUAAACUGGGAAACUGGAAUAUCACUGAGAUUUGAAAUCUAUGGCUGUAAAAUUACUGAUUAUCCUUGCUCUGGCAUGCUGGGUAUGGUGUCCGGACUCAUCACUGACACUCAGAUUACAGCAUCAAAUGAACUGGAUCGGAAUUGGCUUCCAGAAAAUGUCCGUCUUAUAACAAGCCGUAUAGGAUGGGCACUGCCACCCCCGGUUGGUCAUACAUAUACAAAAGAAUGGCUUCAAAUAGACCUUGGUGAAGAAAAGAUAGUCCAGGGCAUAAUUGUCCAAGGAGGUAAACACAGAGAAAACAAGGUCUUCAUGAGAAAAUUUAAAAUUGAAUAUAGCUACAAUGGAUCAGACUGGAAAUGGAUUAUGGAUGCCAGCAAAAAGAAAGCCAAGAUUUUUGAAGGCAACACCAACUAUGAUACUCCUGAACUUCGCACUUUUGACCCGUUGACAACCAGAUUUAUCCGUGUUUAUCCAGAAAGAGCCACACAUGCUGGAUUGGGACUAAGGUUGGAACUGCUUGGUUGUGAAAUAGAAGUCCCUACUUCAGUCCCAACCACUGCUGAUACCAGUCCUGUGGAUGAGUGUGAUGAUGACCAAGCUAACUGCUACAGUGGAACAGGGAGUACCACAGCUACGAUUACAGAAAAACCAGUCCCAACUGAUACUACAGUUCAGCCAGCCAUCCAUUAUUCCAUUACUGAAGAACUUCCAGCAUAUGGUUUCAACUGUGGAUUUGGCUACAGUUCUCAAAAGACAAUUUGUCGCUGGGAACAUGAUGCCCAGCUGGACUUGAGAUGGGCAGUACUCACCAGCAAAACAGGGCCCAUUCAGGACCACACAGGAGAUGGCAAUUUUAUUUAUUCCCAAGCUGAUGAAAACCAGAAAGGCAAAAUUGUCCGCCUCAUCAGCCCUAUCAUCAACCUGCAAAAUUAUGCCCUUUGCAUGACUUUCUGGUAUCAUAUGUCGGGCCCUCACGUCGGCACACUAAGAAUCAAACUGCGGUACCAGAUCCCUAAAGAAUACGAUCGGGUCUUAUGGACACUAAGUGGAAAUCAGGGAAACUGCUGGAAGGAAGGCCGGGUUUUUCUCCACAAAUCUGUGAAACAUUAUCAGGUAAUGGUGGAAGGAGAAAUUGGAAAGGGAAAUGGAGGAAUUGCAGUUGAUGAUAUUAACUUUGACAGCCACCUAACCCAGGAAGAAUGCCGAAAAUCAAAUGAUGCAGGGAAUGAAAUAGUUGAAGUAGAGCCAGAUAUUAAUCAAACAGGAUUUACUCCUGGUUACCGUGAAAAUGGGGAGCCUUAUAAUGACAACAUCUCCCGAAAGCCAGGCAAUGUGCUGAAAACACUUGACCCUAUUCUUAUCACCAUCAUCGCUAUGAGUGCCCUGGGUGUGCUGCUGGGUGCCAUCUGUGGGGUCAUUCUGUACUGCGCCUGUUGGCACAAUGGGAUGUCCGAUAGAAACUUAUCUGCACUGGAGAACUACAAUUUCGAACUUGUGGAUGGUGUCAAACUAAAAAAGGAUAAACAACACACAGAAUACGUAUUCAGAAGCAUGAGGCUGAAAACUGCGUUGAAGACGCUGAGCCAAGCUUUUCUCAGGAGCUUCAGUGGGUGUACCAGAUAUUCUAAGACAUGGACAACAAUCUGUGUUAAACAAUCUGAAUCAUUAAGCCAUGAAGUAAGUCUUUUAAUUCUGUCCAAGAUGUUCAUAUAAAUCGAUGGCAAUGAGAAUUUGUUGUUGAUGUUGAAGAGCAAAGAGUGUUUUUCCCAUCCAUAUCCUAGCUAUCCAGUUUAAGGGUAAUUGUUUCUGUGCAGGACUCAUUCAUGCUAAUGUAGAGGCAUACUAAUAUUGCUACAAGUAGUAAUGCAUUGACUUUGCUAAUAAUGGAUUUGCUUUAAAAAAAUCAUUGUAUAACAUAUCCUAAACUGGAUUUAAAAUGAGUACUGUUAACAUUCUAAUGAGAAGGAAUUGGGGUUCUUGUGCUCCUUCCAUUCACUUAACAACAGUAGCCAUGUUUUUAAGAAUUAAGUCAAUCUCCAAAAGACACAUUUAACUCUUAAAGAUCUUAAAUCAUAAUAAGCAUUCAGGGAACCAUAAACUGAUUUUGUCACAUUGUUUUAUGUGAUAUUCAAAUGCACCUUUGAUUAAAAACAGCUGGUGUUCACCAUACCAGAGCAAACAUUUAACAACUCUGCUCUCGUUGUAAAUAUGAGUUAUCAUCCAAAGAAGGUUUAUUGAAGUAAAAUAUCUACCAUGAAAAAAAAAAUCACAGUGGCAAAAGAGUAUAUGAAUCAAUUGUUUAGUUAUAAAUUUACACUGUAAUUGAAUGCUCUACUAGUUAAUUAUCCCAAAGAGAAGAUCAAAUGCAAAUAACUUUUACUGCACUUCUUUCAUGUAUAUUUAGUUGCAUCAUGUAUUGUGGACUCUAUGUCAAUAAUCACAUAGGCAUCUUAAGAUCUGUGACAAAAGUGCUUACAAACAUUAUUUAAGAGGGGCAGAUUUCAUUGCAAAAGCAUGUACUUUCUAGAACUCAAAAAGUAACAGGUACAAUAUUAAUCUUGGUAUGGAAAAAAAGGAUUUUUAACAAUUUGUGCACAUAUGAACUGCCUAUAAAUCAGACCAGGUAAUCCUCAAUUUAUGACCACAAUUGAGCCAAAAAAUUAUGUUGUUACAUGAGACAUUUGUUAAGAAAGUUUUGACUCACUUUAUGAUCUUUCUUGCCAUAGUUGUUAAGUGAAUCACUGCAGUUGAUAAGUUAGCAACAUGGUUGUUAAGUGAACCUGGUUUCCCCAUUGACUUUACUAGUCAGAAGGUCACGAAAAGUGAUUACAUGGCCUUGGGACACAAUCAUAAAUAUGAACCAGUUGCCAAUGAAUUUUGAUCACAUGAGCAUGGAGAUGCUGCCGUAACUGCGAAAAACAGUCAUAAGUCACAUUUUUCAGUGCUGUUAUAACUUUGAAUGGACACUAUAUGAGCUGUUGUAAGUCGAGGACUACCUGUAUUAGGCUAUGUAACUCGGUAUUGACUAUUAUAAUGGGCAGCAAUUUCCAGGAUUUUCCAAAUUAAGUGUCAUCUUUCUUCAUUCACUUGUAUGAAAUGUUUUUAAAACUAGAUAUGCUGGUGCCUGAAUUUAUGUAUGUAAAGAUGUGCUCUAAUAUUGGGCUUUUAUUACAUUCAAUACCAUCAAUUCAUUAUUCAACUCUUCAGUUACUUUCAGCCUAUUUUGAAAAAAUUCUCUUUACUGAAGAUCAUUAUAUUUAGCCUGAUACUGGAUAAUAUAAAAGCUGCAUCAUUGAUUCAAGCAUGUGAAUAGUCACAUUAUGCUACUUUAAAACAGCUGAAAAGCAUACAUGCUUUUGAACUAUCCCUAUCACCAUUCUUGAGCUGAGUACAAUCCAUGCUAUCACUGUGUUUACUUAAAACAAACAGAUGUGUUAGGCAUUGUGCAGAACCCAAAGUAGGGCAUUUUCACUACAUCAGAGGAACUAAUGGAGAAUUUGUGACUGCCCAAAUGUUGGAUUCCAAUUUUUAUUAACCUGAAUUAAUUAGGCUAAUGAUGUUAUAGUGCAGGGGUGUCAAACUGAAGGCCCAUGGGCCAGAUCUGACCUGUGGGGUGCUUAAAUCUAGCCCUUGGGGCUAACCUGGAGUUACCAAAGGACUGGUCUGUGAUGUCUCUGGCAGCCAAAAUGGGGCAUAGGGGCUGCAUGUCCCCCCGUGCCUUGAUUUGGCUGGCAGAGUGCUGCAGGAGACCAUACAGGCUGAAAGGGGGACAUGCAGCCGCAAUAUGUCAGUCACACUGUUGUUGAGCAAGAAUUAAGGAAAAUAUGGUCAAGUUGUAUACUUAUAUAAAGAAUGCAAACACAAGCAUUGUCCUCUGAUAAUAUAAACAUGAUAGCAUGAACAGGCCCUGCAUAUAGCUUUUAUUUUUUUUCCCCUCUAGUUAAAAGGAAAAUCACUUUCCUGGAACUCUAGGCUAAUUUUAAAUUAUUUGAUUUUGUUUAAACAACUGCGAGGUUAGUUGUUUUCUUGUCAUUGGAACAGAUAAGUUUUGGCAGCAGUCCACCUGAUAGCACCAUUGUGCAUUCUCCAUUUGUUUCAAAUGUGGUAGUUAGCUUAAGCCAGCAAAAGUAUGUAAGACAAAAGUAUAGCCCAUUGCAAACUUUCAUUUUGUAAUUCCAACCUAAUACUUGCUCUCCAUGCAAAGAAUAAUCUGUAACCAGGCAUCUGGUAAUUGUAGUACUACAACAUCAUGGAAAACAAAGUUCAGAAUGUGUGAUGUGUGUUUUUUUAGCACUGAGCGAAUAUGCCAGAGCAGAGGUAUGAACUUAGUCAGAUUGCUAAUAGUAUGAGCAAAGUAAGGAAACCCCGGUGAUAUAGCUGUUUAAUCCUGGAGCAGAACACUGGGUUCUGAUGUUGUAAAACAGAAACUGAAUGAAAACUGCCCUUCAGCAAAAGAAAAAAAAAUGAGACUGCAACUUUAAAUGAAAAAAAAAAUCUUGCACUGAAAAAUAUAUUUAAGAAUUAUAUGUUUAUAAAGUUAUUAAUUUGUAAAGGCAGUGUUACAAAAUGUUCAGUUUAUAUUGUUUUAGAUUGUUUCAUAAUUUUGAAAGUGUAAAAUAACAUAUUUUUUCUUUAUCAAAAAAAAAACCUAUAAAAUUUCUUCUGUAGUAAAAUGAUUUCAUUUUACUGGUAUAUGAUUGCUUCAUGUUUUGUAUCAUUAUAAAUUUUGUGCAAAUUUUUUUACAGAAAUUUUUUAUUUUCUAUGACAAUAUGACACUUUUAAAUUGUUAUUUCAAAAUGAACAGCAAAGCCUUAACUUUAAAUGACGUUUGUAUUCUCGGACACUGAGUAGCAUUAAAAAAAAAAGGAUUGAAUUGUAAUUUAAAUUUGCAGACAAUGACUACUACAUUCCAAAGAAACAGUUGAAUUAAACAUUUUCAUAAAAU
Molecule: messenger RNA, 6553 nt
Organism: Ahaetulla prasina
Lineage: Eukaryota; Metazoa; Chordata; Lepidosauria; Squamata; Colubridae
Gene: NRP1
Product: neuropilin 1
Biological process (GO): vascular endothelial growth factor signaling pathway; angiogenesis; axon guidance
Cellular component (GO): membrane
Molecular function (GO): semaphorin receptor activity; vascular endothelial growth factor receptor activity
Source: RefSeq, a predicted model, not a curated record